AUGGGUUCACGGAACGCUCUGGUUCGUGCUCAGACGGGAUCCGGGAAAACACUGGCCUAUGCGGUCCCGUUACUAUCGAGAUUAAUGAAUGUAGACCCAUUGGUCACGAGGACCGAUGGACCACUGGCUUUGGUUGUUCUACCAACUAGAGAGUUGGCGACACAAACAUUUGAAGUGUUUCAAACACUUUGUCACUCGUGUGUGCGCAUUGUCCCCGGUAUACUCAUCGGUGGCACGCGGAGAAAAGCUCAGAAAGCCAAUUUACGGAAAGGUAUCAACAUAGUGAUUGGAACACCCCAGCGAAUAUUGGAUCAUAUUUUACGAACUGCCAGUCUAGAUCUGUCGCAUCUGCGAUGGCUUGUCAUUGAUGAGGCGGAUCGUUUGUUGGAAAUGGGUUUUGAACGGGACGUUCGUCGGAUAAUUGACCAUAUCAAAAAUCUUGUGCCUUCUGAAGAACAUCCGGACGAAAAACACAGAAACCAGACUUCACAGACCGUGUUGCUAUCAGCCACAUUAACUCAAGGCGUGGAGAAGUUGGCCGGUUUAACAUUAACCAAUCCCGUCCGUUGUUUGGUCAGUUCGACACACGGAGGACCGGACAGUACCGAUAUGAACCGAGAGGGUGAUCAGUUUGCCAUGCCCGCCGGUCUGCGACAUUUCGUCCUCGUUGUUCCCUGGAAAUUGAGACUUAUUUCACUGGCCGCGUUUCUGUUGCUCAAGUGCCAAGAUUGUGUGGAUUUUCAUUAUCGACUGUUCAAAGCUGUUCUGUGCCCGGACGACGACGAUGAAGAACUUGUCAUUCCGGCACAUGCGUCACGUCUUUCCCUUUUUCGUUUGCACGGAAGCAUGGAACAUUCGGUAAGUUUUCCCCCUCCUUACAAAGUCGAUAAUACUCGAUUGCUCUCAUUGUUUUACCGUGCCAGAUUUUCUUCACAAAUUGCUUCCUUAAUCGACUCUGUCUAUUUUAGUACGCGUUGA
Molecule: messenger RNA, 978 nt
Organism: Echinostoma caproni
Lineage: Eukaryota; Metazoa; Platyhelminthes; Trematoda; Plagiorchiida; Echinostomatidae
Source: the annotation of a GenBank genome assembly